Molecule: messenger RNA, 610 nt
Organism: Dimorphilus gyrociliatus
Lineage: Eukaryota; Metazoa; Annelida; Polychaeta; Dinophilidae
Source: the annotation of a GenBank genome assembly
AUCAUUCCAAGCCAGGACGCCGUGCAAUAAAGUUAUGCCACAGUGAAAGAUGUCUAGUCGGUCUUUCAGAAUACCUAGAGAAGGUGCCUUCCAUCCGGUCCAACGUCGCAUUCCCGAAGCUACUCCUCUCUGUCCUCUCCAGUCUUCCGAAAUGGGUGUCAAGCAUGUACCAAUUCGUGUUGCCGAAGGUGCCGAAGUACCCGUGUUGAGUGAUACUGUUUUUAGACCAGUUUCUAAUGAACGGUUGUGCUUUUCUCCCUCAAAACUUCGCCAAGCACAUGCUCGACGGGAAUUGCGUUAUACACCAGUGGAAGGUCGAUCUAGUUCAAGUCCAAUAUCUCAUCACAAUUCUACUCCAAGUGGCAGACCUAUUUCACAAAAAAGAGCUUGGCUGGAACAUGUGUCUCCUGUCUGUGGUACUCCGGAACUUCCAUCUGAUGAACUUUCUUGGGCAGCAGCUUGUGGAGACUUGGAAACCGUGAUUAAGUUAAUUAAAGAAGGACGAAACGUGAACACCCCAAACAGCUUUGGAAGGGCACCCUUGCAGGUAAAUAAAUUACGCAAUCGGUUGGCGUUCAUUUGUUUACAAAGUACGCCACUAAAUCGCUAA